AUGGAGCAGGCCUCGAACGUUGGUGACACUCGAAGACUCUACCAACUGAUCCGCCAAGUUAGCGGUAAGCCCUCUACACUGAGUGACUCUGUUCGCGACGUGAACGGCGGCUUUAUUGUUGACAACUCGGCCAAAAUCGAGUGCUGGCGUGAGCACUUUGAGCACCAUCUCAACUUCGAUACCCAACCUACCUCGCCCUUGCUCUCCUCUUCAGCGGAGUUUCUUCCCUCUCCUACUUAUGCAGUGCCACGCGACCCCCCUUCUGAAGGAGAAGUCGCCGAUGCCAUACGAAAGUUGCGCAACAAUAACGCACAAUAA
Molecule: messenger RNA, 318 nt
Organism: Spirometra erinaceieuropaei
Lineage: Eukaryota; Metazoa; Platyhelminthes; Cestoda; Diphyllobothriidea; Diphyllobothriidae
Source: the annotation of a GenBank genome assembly